Henningerozyma blattae CBS 6284 is the source of this 3339-nucleotide messenger RNA. It is a transcript of the gene CPA2, whose product is annotated as carbamoyl-phosphate synthase (glutamine-hydrolyzing) CPA2. Gene Ontology annotation, cellular component: cytosol; cytoplasm. The coding region runs from base 1 to 3339 and encodes 1112 amino acids. The record is from RefSeq and is a predicted model, not a curated record. Gene Ontology annotation, biological process: L-citrulline biosynthetic process; 'de novo' pyrimidine nucleobase biosynthetic process; UTP biosynthetic process. The transcript has a single exon. Gene Ontology annotation, molecular function: metal ion binding; dihydroorotase activity; aspartate carbamoyltransferase activity. NCBI's taxonomy places the organism in Eukaryota, Fungi, Ascomycota, Saccharomycetes, Saccharomycetales, Saccharomycetaceae.
AUGACUGAACCAUUAUCCCCUUCCAUCUAUAAUAUGGCGUCAUACAAUCCUUCUCUAAUACCUGGCAUAGAAAAAGUAUUAAUUAUUGGCUCAGGUGGUCUUUCCAUUGGUCAAGCUGGUGAGUUCGAUUAUAGUGGUUCUCAAGCCAUUAAGGCUUUAAAGGAAGCCAAUAAAUUCACAAUUUUAAUUAAUCCAAAUAUUGCUACAAAUCAAACUUCUAAACUAUUGGCUGAUAAAGUGUACUAUUUGCCUGUUACUCCAGAAUAUAUAACUUACAUCAUUGAAAAGGAAAAACCUGAUUCCAUCCUGUUAACCUUUGGUGGCCAAACUGCUUUGAAUUGCGGUAUUGAAUUACAUGAUUCAGGAGUUUUUAACAAAUAUAAUAUAAAAGUCUUGGGGACACCAAUCAAUACAUUGAAGACUUCAGAAGAUCGUGAUUUAUUCGCAAAGGCCUUGAAUACAAUUAAUAUCCCAAUUGCUGAAUCAAUUGCUUGCAAUUCUAUUGAAGAUUCAUUAAUUGCCGCUAAUAAAAUUCAUUAUCCAGUAAUUGUUAGAGCUGCCUUUGCCUUAGGUGGUCUUGGUUCAGGUUUCGCUUCAAAUGAUAUAGAAUUAAAACAAUUGGCAUCUCAAUCAUUAUCAUUAUCUCCACAGAUCUUGGUUGAAAAAUCUUUAAAAGGCUGGAAAGAAGUGGAAUAUGAAGUCGUUAGAGAUAAUGCAGGGAAUUGUAUUACUGUUUGUAAUAUGGAAAAUUUUGAUCCAUUAGGUGUUCAUACUGGUGAUUCUAUUGUCUUAGCACCAUCUCAAACUUUAUCUGAUGAGGAAUUUCAUAUGUUAAGAUCUGCUGCUAUUAAAAUUAUUAAUCAUUUAGGUGUUGUGGGUGAAUGUAAUGUCCAAUAUGCAUUAAGUCCAAAUAGUUUAGAUUAUAGAGUUAUUGAAGUCAACGCAAGAUUAUCUCGUUCAUCUGCCUUAGCUUCAAAAGCUACUGGUUAUCCAUUGGCAUAUACUGCUGCUAAGAUCGCACUUGGUUAUAAUUUACCUGAAUUACCAAACCCAAUUACGAAGACAACAGUUGCUAAUUUUGAACCUUCUUUAGAUUAUAUUGUUUGUAAGAUUCCAAAAUGGGAUCUUUCUAAAUUCCAACAUGUAGAUAAACAUAUUGGUUCAUCAAUGAAAUCUGUUGGUGAAGUCAUGGCUAUUGGUAGAAAUUAUGAAGAAGCCUUCCAAAAAGCGUUAAGACAAAUCGAUCCAUCAAUCUUGGGUUUCCAACCAUCAAAUGAAUUCGGCUCCAAUUUAGAUAAUGCUUUAAAAUACCCAACUGAUAGAAGACCAUUUGCCAUUGCUCAAGCUUUAAUUGUAGAAAAUUAUUCCAUUGAAAAAUUACAUGAAUUAACUCAUAUCGAUAAUUGGUUCUUAUUCAAAUUAGAAAACUUAUCCAAAAUGUAUAAAUAUUUACAAACUUUGACAUUCAAAGAUUUAAACCAUGAAAUAUUAUUGAAAAGCAAAAAAUUAGGGUUCUCAGAUAAACAAAUCGUCACAUUAAUCAAAAAAGAUACUACUCAAUUAAAUGAAUUACAUAUUAGAGAAAAGAGAAAGUCCUUUAACAUUAUUCCAUUUGUUAAGAAAAUUGAUACCCUUGCUGCUGAAUUUCCAGCUAAUACUAAUUAUUUAUACACUACCUAUAACGCUACUAAAAAUGACGUUUCUUUUGAUGAUAAUGGUAUCAUGGUAUUAGGUUCUGGUGUUUAUCGUAUCGGUUCUUCAGUGGAAUUCGAUUGGUGUGCUGUUAAUACUGUAAAGACAUUGAGAGAACAAAAUUUGAAAACAAUUAUGAUUAACUACAACCCAGAAACAGUUUCUACAGAUUUUGAUGAAGUUGAUAAAUUAUAUUUUGAAGAAUUGUCUUUUGAAAGAGUCCUAGAUAUUUAUGAAAUUGAAAACUCUAAAGGUUGUGUUAUUUCAAUGGGUGGCCAAUUGCCACAAAAUAUUGCUUUAAAAUUAUAUGAAACUGAUAUUGUGAACAUCCUCGGUACAUCUCCAGUGGAUAUUGAUAAUGCUGAAAAUAGACACAAGUUUUCUUCUAUCUUAGAUUCCAUUAAAGUUGAUCAACCUGCUUGGAAUGAACUAACUUCACUCGAAAGUGCUAAAUCAUUUGCUAAUAAAGUUCAAUACCCAGUUUUAAUUCGUCCUUCUUAUGUCUUAUCAGGUGCUGCUAUGAAUGUUGUUUAUAAUGAUAAAGAUUUAAUUGAAAAGUUAACUAUGGCUAGUGACAUUUCUCCGGACCAUCCAGUUGUUAUGACUAAGUUUAUUGAAAAUGCAUACGAAAUUGAUGUGGAUGCAGUAGCUUAUAAAGGUAGCGUUUUAGUGCAUGCCAUCUCUGAACAUGUUGAAAAUGCUGGUAUUCAUUCAGGUGAUGCUACUUUAAUGUUACCACCACAAAGACUUUCUACCACUUUGCAAGCUACCCUCAAGACUGUUGCUGAUAAAGUUGCCAAAGCUUUCAAUAUUACUGGUCCAUUUAACAUGCAAAUUAUUCAUGAUCCUCAUUCUACUAAUGGAAAUAACUGUAAAGUUAUUGAAUGUAAUAUUAGAGCUUCAAGAUCUUUUCCUUUUGUUUCAAAAGUUUUAGGCGUUAAUUUCAUUGAUAUUGCUGUUAAAGCCUUUUUAGGUGAAAAAUAUAUCCCAAAACCAGUUGAUUUGAUGCAAGAUAAGAAAUACGAUUAUGUUGGUACAAAGGUUCCACAAUUUUCUUUUACAAGAUUAGCUGGUGCUGAUCCUUUCUUAGGUGUAGAAAUGGCAUCUACAGGUGAAGUUGCUGCCUUUGGUAAAAACCUAAUUGAAAGUUAUUGGACUGCUAUUCAAAGUACCAUUAACUUCCAUGUCCCAUUACCAGGUGAUGGUAUUUUACUUGGUGGUGAUGAGUUUUCAUUUAACAGUUUGGCUGAUAUUGUAUCUAUUAUCUCUAAACUUGGUUAUAAGUUGUUUGUUACCAAUGAUAAAAUUAAAGAAGCUCUAAAGUUUUACUCUAACGGUGUUGAUAUUAACAUUUUAAAUUUCCCAAUUAAUGAUAAGAAAGCUAUUCGUGAAUUAUUCCAAAACAACAAUAUUAAAUCCGUUUAUAAUUUAACUAAAUCAAGAGCUAACAGUAUUGAUGAUGUUAACUAUUUAAUGAGAAGAAAUGCCAUUGAUUUUGGUAUCUCAUUAUUCAAUGAACCAAACACAGCUAUUUUAUUUACAAAAGCAUUGAAAGAAAAGAUUCAAGAAAAAUUAACUACUUUAAAUUCAUUGCAAGCAACCAUUCCAGAAGAAGUAAGAUCAUGGGACGAAUUUGUUAAUAUUUAA